AUGCCCUCUCGCAGUAGAAGCCACAGUAGGCGCCGGCAUCGACGCCAUAGAAGCUCGCGCGACCGUUCAUCAAGCCGUAACGGUCGUUCUAGAAGGUAUUCCAAAAGUGAUCGAGAUUCUAAGUCAAGACACCAGUAUAGAGAUCGAGAAAGAUCACGAUCUCAUCAUUCUCACCGUUCCCAUGAACAAGAUAAACAAGAUGAUGUAUCUAAUCGAAGGGGCUUCAGAUAUGACUCACCACCGAAAUCUGCUACUAGAACUAAACGUUAUAGUAUGAACGAGAUGAUUGGUAGUCACCCUUUAGGUCAAGGAGUGGGUUCUAUUGGCUUAGAUCCUAUCGCUACAAAACCAUAUAGAGAGAUAUAUAUUGGAAACAUCCCUCCCCAUGCUGAUGUCAACCAUUUACUCGAAUUUCUCAACGAGGCUCUCACUGCGGUUAAUGGUACUAGCAUACCGGGUAAUCCGUGUCAGAAAGGUUGGAUUAGUGCUGACAGUCAUUAUGCGUUUGUUGAGAUGCGAACUAUGGAGGAAGCUAGCAAUUGUAUACAGUUGAGCGGUAUUAAUUAUUUAAAUUAUGCUCUUAGGAUUAAUAGGCCUAAAACAUACAAUCCUGAUGUAUUAACUGAGGCACCUUCACCAACUAUUCCUACAUUGGAUCCGUCUCUUCUAGCGCUUGGUAUCGCAGGACUGAAAUGUGCCUCUGAACAAAUCGCAGCCGCUGCAGACAUGCUAGCAACAGAACGAGCCAAGACGAUGACAGAUCGUCUGUGCGUCGAGAAUGUAAAAGAUGAAGCGGCACUUAAACGUGAAAUUGAGGCAAUGGGUAAACUUAAAUAUUACCAGUAUAUUACGCAGAAAAACAAACCGCCACUAUGCUUGUUCGAAUAUGAGCACAUAGAACUCCAGAAAACGGCACUUGCAGGUUUGACCAGACGUAACAUCAAGGUAGUUAUGGCAGUUGAUGCACUUGAGCGUGGUGCUAUGACUGAGGAGUUUAUGAAAUCGCAGAUACAAAAUUGUGAAAUUAUGAAAGCGCAAAUACCAACAAGGGCACUCUUGUUAGGUAACCUCGUAUCCAAGGAAGAGCUUGAAGAUGACGAGGAAUAUUAUGAUAUAAUUGAUGACGUAAGAUGUGAAUGUGAAAAUUACGGACGUGUCAUCCGUGUGGAGAUGCCCCGGGUACCUAAAGGGUUGACUCUAGAUGAGAUUCGUAAUAUGGACUUUUCUGCGGUAGGUUGUGCAUUUGUUCUCUUCAGUGAUGUGGAGGGUGCUUCCAAGGCUCGGAAGGUGCUAGACGGGAGAAAGUUCGGACACCGAAUUGUUGAGUGUCACUUUUUCAGUGAACUGCUUUUUCAUGUUGGCGAAUUUUCAAACCCUAAACCCAACUAUUUCAAGGAACACUCCUCAAUGUACAAUCCAAUCAUCGCCGAGGAUCCAAAUCAGGCUGGCGAUAUACUGAAUGAGUUGCGUGAGGCUGCUUACGCCUGA
Molecule: messenger RNA, 1488 nt
Organism: Babesia sp. Xinjiang
Lineage: Eukaryota; Apicomplexa; Aconoidasida; Piroplasmida; Babesiidae
Product: Splicing factor U2af large subunit B
Exons: 1
Coding region: 1-1488 (495 amino acids)
Cellular component (GO): U2-type prespliceosome; commitment complex; U2AF complex
Molecular function (GO): poly-pyrimidine tract binding; pre-mRNA 3'-splice site binding
Source: RefSeq, a predicted model, not a curated record